Messenger RNA from Candida tropicalis MYA-3404, 1149 nucleotides. RefSeq names its product iron-sulfur cluster assembly protein. The transcript has a single exon. Gene Ontology annotation, biological process: iron-sulfur cluster assembly. The record is from RefSeq and is a predicted model, not a curated record. Gene Ontology annotation, cellular component: cytosolic [4Fe-4S] assembly targeting complex. Gene Ontology annotation, molecular function: protein binding. The coding region runs from base 1 to 1149 and encodes 382 amino acids. NCBI's taxonomy places the organism in Eukaryota, Fungi, Ascomycota, Pichiomycetes, Serinales, Debaryomycetaceae.
AUGACGAUUGAAUUGAUAAAAUCCAUAAAGGCACAUAAUGAUAAGGCAUGGAGUGUAUCAUCACAUCCUACAAUUCCAAUUUUAGCAACAGCAUCAACUGAUCAAUCAACAAAACUAUAUAAAUUAUCAUCAAAACAAGAUUUCCCAUUGAUUGCUAAAUUAGAUGAUGCUCAUAAAAGAUCAAUUCGUUCAGUUUCUUUUAAACCUCCAUUAGGUGGGAUUGAUAAUCCACCUGAUAAUAUAUUAGAUUUACCGGCAUUGGCUGCUGGAUCAUUUGAUUCAAAUAUUAGUAUUUGGGGAGUUGAUGAACCUGAUUCCUUAUAUGAUCUUGAAGAAAUAAUUGAAAAUCAACAAGAAAUAUUGAGUAGUUCAAAUAAUGAAUGGAAUUUAAUGGCAAUUAUAGAAGGUCAUGAAAAUGAAGUUAAAUCAGUUGAUUGGAAUUAUGAUGGAAGAUUUUUAGCUAGUUGUUCAAGAGAUAAAUCUGUUUGGAUUUGGGAAACUGAUCCUGAAACUUUAGAAGAAUUUGAAUGUGUUAGUGUAUUAAAUGAUCAUUCUCAAGAUGUCAAAAAUGUAACUUGGCAUCCUUCUUUGAAUAUAUUAGCAAGUUCUUCUUAUGAUGAUACUAUAAGAAUUUAUAGUCAAGAUGAAGGUGAUUAUGAAUGGAAUUGUGUUGGUAUACUAAAUGGUCAUGAAGGUACCGUAUGGUGUUCAAAAUUUGAAAAUUUUAAAAGUCCAAAUGCAAAAAAUUCCGACAAAAUAAGAUUAGUUUCAAGUAGUGAUGAUUUAACAGUAAGAAUAUGGUCUGCUGAUAGAUUACAAGAUGGUAAUACAAAUGAUCUUCCAAGUUCAAUAAGAGAAGUUAAAGAAAUGACUUGGGAAUUAGAAUGUAUUUUACCUCAAGUACAUAAAUAUCCUGUCUAUUCAGUUGCUUGGUCUUCUAUUACUGGUAAAAUUGCAAGUGCAGGAUCAGAUGGUAAAAUUGUUAUUUAUUCAGAAACUUCAAGUGGGAAUUGGGAAAUUGAAUCUGUUCAUGAAUUAUCUCAUGGAGUUGCAGAGAUUAAUUGUAUAAUCUGGGCUCAAUUGGAUGAUAAAACAGAGAUUUUAGUCACGGCUGGUGAUGAUGGAUGUAUCAAUUUCUGGAAAGUAUAA